AUGUUCUACCGCGCCAAAUUCCAACCAGGAGACAAGUUCAUUUACGGCAUAUAUGGCAUCCAGUACCAGGGCCAAAGUCCAAACCGUCAGCAGCUGGAUCUCAUUCAGAGGUUCGACAAGCUCAUCACCGGACAGGCUCAUCUUGACCGCAUCACGGUCCCAGGUACUAAUGAGAUGAGCACCCAGAUCUGGCUCUCGUAUUGGUGGCCGGAGUCCCACGCAAAGUGGUGGUCAUCACCUGCCGUGAAACAGUUUUGGGAUGAGCUGCCAGAAGACGCAGGCAUGUGGAGAGAGAUCCUCACAGCCACUGCCAAUCGAGUGCAAAAUGCAUGCACUGCUGAGUUGAAGAAUGGGAUGAAUGGCGUUGGAGAGAUGGAGCCAUUCGGUGAUAAGAUUGGAUAUUGGGGCUGUGUUCGUCAUCGUAUACCAGACGUGAGCUUGGGUGAUAAGUUGGCCUCUUCGUUGGAGGAGAUGCCGGCGCGGGUUCCAGAGACAACAACCAUUCGCCCUGGCAGAACGAUUGUGACCGACCUACCAGACAAUAUCUGCUUCCUAGUUGAAGGCCAAGAUCACUCGGGCAUGUCUGAUGAAGAGAAGGCGUUGUGGUUCGAGGAGUUUGACGAGCUAGUUAGUGGCUGGAUGGGCUACCUAGCAAAGGAUACCACUGCCAACGGGCUCUUUGAUAUACGAAUGGGUCAUGUCUCAGCCUGUGGAACGUUCAAAACUGGUGCACCGAUCAAUUUGAACCAUAACAGGAAGAUCGAGAUGUUUUACUGGCAGGACAUGAGCAAGUUUGAGCGGGUAGGGAGAAUUCACAGAGGCCACGUCAAGCUUCGAAAGCGGUGGAUGGAGGUUUAUGGGCCUGGUGGAGAGAUGGGUGACGGUAAAGGUCAGAUAAACCUAUGGGAGGAAACUUCUAUCUUGAGGGGCUCAGAUAUCGUGGCUGAAUAUGUCGGGUGCAGAGAGGGUACUGGUUUCAUGGCAUUCGAUGAGUUAGGAAUAAUUCAUAGUCAGCAAGCAGCUUAA
Molecule: messenger RNA, 1026 nt
Organism: Fusarium tjaetaba
Lineage: Eukaryota; Fungi; Ascomycota; Sordariomycetes; Hypocreales; Nectriaceae
Product: heme-containing protein
Exons: 1
Coding region: 1-1026 (341 amino acids)
Source: RefSeq, a predicted model, not a curated record